GGGCACAAGAAGCAUAAUAACUGUGAACAAGUAGUAAUAUUACAUGAAGCAAACCUAGUGUUUUAUCAUUUAAGGUUUGGUUUUUUUAUUUAUUUGAAGUCUUCGCUCAGGAUUUUAAAUGUCUGGUUUACCACCCGGAGACCCCAAAUUGGUCUCUAUGAUUGUUAAUCAUUUAAAAACACAAGGGCUUUUUGAUCAGUUCAGAAGGGAUUGUUUGGCAGAUGUGGACACAAAGCCUGCUUACCUGAACUUAAGACAGCGAGUGGAUAACUUUGUGUCUAACCACCUAUCGAAUCACACAUGGAGCCCGCAUCUGAACAAGAAUCAGCUGAGGAACAGCAUCAGGCAGCUUGUGUUACAAUCGGGGAUGUUGGAGGCGGGAGUUGAUAGAAUAGUCACACAGGUUGUAGAUCCUAAAAUUCACCACACCUUCAGGCCUCAAGUGGAACGAGUAGUGUGUGAUUUUCUUGGUUCUAUAAACCAGAAGGAGGAGCCACCAGUUUGUUCUGUCCAAGCAGAAGAAAAGCAAGAGUAUUACAUUCCAACUACAGGCAUGUCCUCUGUCCCCAACACGUCAGUAGCCAGUGAUGCUAUGUCCAUUCUGGAUACAAUUACGUCUCUGAACCAGGAGGCAAGUGCUGCUUGGGCAUCAAAUGACAUUUCAGCUGGGAAAUCUGGGGACAGAACAGUCAGGAGAACCAUUUCUCAGCCUGCUACUGAUGGAGGUUUAGAGAAGGAGAAGUCUCCUGAUGAUGCAGUGGGCAAAGAGAAACUGAGCGGAGAAGUCGGUGAUGAAGAGAUGUGCACCGCAGAGGAAGAAAACCUGGAAGCUGCUAUGCUUGAGCCCCAGGAUGCUGAGAAUACAGCAGAGGAGCCCAACGAGCAGAUGGAACUGAGCAAAGAAACCACUGAGGAGUUCAAAGAGCCAAGUGAUGAUGCUGAGGAAAGCAAGCCAGAUGAAAGCAAAGAAAAGGUUAAUGAAAAAACAAAGGAGUCCCUGAAAGGAAAAGAUGAAACCGCAGCAAAGGAAAAGGAUGGAGAGGCUGAACAGACUCCCACUGACAAACAUCAUAUACGACAGAAAGCCAGAGAGAGGCUGAAAGAAGAAUAUUCCCUAGAAGACUCUGACCUAGAAGGCCUGAGUGACAUCUCUGUCAGCUCCGUCCACACCAGUGACCUGUCCUGUUUUGAAGAGGAGAGUGAGGAAGAGCCCCAGCUUUCUGACUCUACAGAGGAAGGGGAGAUUACUUCUGAGGAUGAGGAGAAAGUGGAACACAAAGCAGAGACUGCACUGAAGGAUGAGACCAUAGAGCGCAAACCCAGAACAGGCCGGCAAGCCUACGUCCACAAGCCUUUCCUUUACUCCAAGUACUACAGUGAUUCUGAUGAUGAAGUGACAGUGGAGCAACGCAGGCGCUCUGCAGCCAAAGACAAAGAAGAAAGGCUACUGAAAAGACAGCAGAACAGAGAGAGGUUAGAAGAGAAGCGCAAACAGAAAUCUGCACAGCUGGAGCAGCUAGAUGAAAGGAAUGCAGUCUCUCCAGUCUGUGAUCCAGAAGGACCAAGUGUUAAAGAGGCACUGAAAGAGCAGAAGGUCCUGGAAAAGAAAGUGGCAAUCAGCAGGAAGCGGAAACGAGAUUCCAGGAAAGAUGAAGAUUUUGGCAGUAGUAUUAAGAAAAAAGGUGAUCCGGAGGAGGAAUCUAAAGAAACAUUAAAGAAGACUGAUGGACCGGAAGCCAUGGCUUCUUCAAAGGAACUGAAAGCUGGUCCUCUGAAGGGCCAGCAGCUGAAGCCGGUUAGAAGACUCUCGGAGUCUGCUGCUUCUGAAGAGGGCAGAACAGAAGCACGGAGGAAGAAGGUGGUCAGCUCUGUCUCGGAGGACACCGUUGCAAGUGGAGAAGCAAAAGAACACAAAAAAGUACCUGAUAAAAACAGGACCCACUCUUUCAUUUUGGAUCUUGAACAAGGUUCGGAGGAGCUGUUUAAACAAAGGACAGCAGGGAAACUUGAGAAGCACCCUAAAAAAGAAAUGGGAGAGGCGGAUGUUGAGUCUGGGAGAAAAAAGGAGAUGAAACAUUCCAAGGAAAGGAGUGACAGAGAAAGAAGCCUUUCAGAUGACCGAGUCAAGCACAAGCAGAAAAUUGAUAAAGCACAGAAAGGAGCUGAAGGUCCUAUUGAAUAUCAUGGUUUGGAAAGUAAAGGGCUGGAACAUUUGCAGAAGGAUGGUAGUUCUGUUUCUAAGCCAGCUGUAGAUGAUAAGUCUGAUAGAAAGAGCAAGGGAAAAACAGAAAAGAAGAGUUUGUCUUCAGUCAAGGAGUCAAAGCUUGUGAUAUCAGAAGUGACCUUGGAUGAAAGCUCUUCUAAGGAUGGCACAAGGAAGGUUAAAGUUUCUUUAAGUGACAGUUCAAAAACGGAGAAGGUAAGGAGUGAGAAAGCACUAACAAAGUGUGACUCUAAGCAGCAGCUCCUCCUAGACUCCUUUUCCAAACUGGAAAGUUCCUCUGAAGACAAAUCAGAUAUAGAGCCUGUAACUGACAUUGGAAGAAAAAAAGAAAAGCAUUCCAAAGACAUUACAAAGAGAUCCAAGAGCUACUCUGAUGACCGGUAUAUGGAAAAAGUGAAAUCCAAGAAUGAAAACCGAGAAGCCAAACCAAGUGAGAGAGAAAGCAUGAGUUCUGAUCGGAAAUCAAAGGUAGAUCAGACCCUUCAAGACUUGAAAACCGAAAAAUCUAGUUUGGACGUUGAUACUGAGCGUAGAUUCAGGGAACUGGAUUCUGGAUUUAAGGGUAAAGCUACAGCAGAAUCGGACGGUGAGAGUAGCAGUAAAUUAGCCACUGGUGCUCAGAAGGAUUCAACUUCCAAAGUUAAAGUGGAAAAGUCCUUAGUAAAAUCGAAAUCAAGGGACGAUUCCAAAGUUCAGUCUACAUCCAAGGUGGAAAAGAAAUCAAUGAGUACAGAGCAUAAAAGCAAAGUUCCAAAACCAAACAGGUCUGACUCAUCAAGAGAGAGAAAAAGGGAAGGGAGUGUGAAGGAAGAAAGGAGGAGUUCAGAAGAAAAGAUACAUGAUAAACCUAAGGACGAAACACAAGCACAAGAAAGCAAGGAUAUUAAGAAUAUUGAUAAAAAAUGUGUUAAAGAUUUUGAAAAGAAAAAGGCAGAUGAAACCAUUAUUGCACAAACUUGGGAUGAGAAAACUGACGACUCUGAAGUGAAAGAAAACGUAAGACAAGAUCACAGUAGAACACCACUCAAUGUUGCUGUCGCUGAAGACCUUUCCCAGUUCACUCAUGAAAAUGUCGAUGCUGAUAUUGAGCACGCAGAUGUAUCUGAACUUGGCAAAAAGCAUGAGGCUCUUGAUACCAACAGUUUGGAAAAUGAAACCCAACCUGUCUCUGAACAGAUGGAUUUUCCAGAUGGUAAAAGUGCAGAGCCAGAAGGAAUAACUGCUGUUUCAGACGACACAUUUGAUGCCCUGAGUGAUGUUACUCCUGAACCUGAAGUUGAGACACAAAUGCAGACAUGUUCCCCUGAGCACGAUUCCAAGGAAGAUGAGACAGAUAGUUCCAAGAUAGAGCUACUAGAGCACAGGCAGACUGUAUUGGAGCCAGAAAUGCGUGUGUGCCCAAUGGAGAUUGGUACCGAGAAUGAUGCUUUGGGCGAUAGAGAGAAUCCAAAAGAUGAAGAAAAUGUUCCAACUAAUGUGGUGUCAUAUCCAACAGUACUUUCUUUGGAGACUGAAGAUAAAGACCUCGCUACUGGUCAGCAGCAAGAAAUGGAUAAUGCCUGUGAAGAAGAAGAAAAAAGUUCUGUUGUGAUUUCUGCAGAGGAAAAUAACCCUGACCUCAAAAGUGAGACCAAAGUGGAAUUGGAAGGGAUUACACAGCCGGAAACUGUGGAAACGGUUCAAGACAUUUCUUUUGAAGAGGCUGAUAUGAAGAUGAAAGAAGCUGCCUUGACAUUGUUAUCAAUGGAUUCAGAGAUCACAUCUCAGGAUUUACAGGCAACACAGACAGGGUUUGCUGUAGAAAUAUCGUCGCCUGUACCACACAAUAACGAUCAACAAGAAAAUUCUCAGGCAGGAAACAUAAAUAUCUUGAGUGAUGUACAACAAUUGGAAAGCACAAUAGGACAGGGACAUCAUCAAUCUAAUGAAGUUUGCAAUAAGGCUGUCAGCUCUGGAGAAGAUGUAGAAAAUAAGGAGGAUCACAAAGACAAAAAUAUAGACACCUCAAUAAUGGCAGUGGACAAAACUGUAGGAGAAGCAGAUGCAGAUUGUAAAGAUGCAACUAAAGUAAGUGAGAGUGUACCGGAGAAGAAGCCAGCACCUGAGACGACCUGUGAAGGCAAGCUGGAAGUAAAUAAUCCUAUCAAGGAAAAGGUGACUCCUCGAAGGGGAAGACCACCUAAGGCCUUGUCUGCAGCUGUGAAGAAAAUUGUGUCAUCAGGAGGGUGUUCCACUGAGAUGCCUGGAGAUACAGACAUAGGUCAGAGAAAGGUGACACCUAAUGAUGAAGAAAAGGCUACUCCUGCCAUAGACCAGGAAAAGGUGAAUCAAAGUCAAGAAAAUCCAAGUGACAAAAAACAGAAACCAGAUGAAGAUGAGAACAUUUCUUCACAAACGAUAUUACAGGUUGAAAAUAAAGAUACCCAGGAACAGAGAACUGGAGAGCAUCAAUCACCUGAGAAUGAAGCUGGUAAGUCCACAAAUCAGGAUCGGGAGGUAGCAGAGGACAGAAAAGAAUCAGAGAUGAAAGCUGCUUCUGGGGAAUCAGAAACUGCAAUCUGCAAGAGAAGAGGAAGACGGCGCUCAAAGCAGGCCUCUAUUUCAGUGGAAGACACAAGUGAUCCAUUGGUUGCUGCAGGGGAGCCUCAUCUUAAAAAAAGGAGCGAUAUAUCAGUGCAAGAGGGUGAAGAUUGUGAAAAGAGUAAAGAGGACACCUUGGUUUCUGAAGCAGAACUGUCUGUUGACGCUCCAGAAGGCUUCAAUCCUGACGAUGAGAGCAAAUACGAAUUUCUUGAAGCUGAAGAAAAAGAUCAUGUGGAGGAAGCUUCUGGGCAGUCUGAAGAAGCCAGAGGGACUCGCAAGGGCAGAAAACCCAAACUAGCGAGACAGACAAGUAAAACAUCCCAGAAAGAUGAGGAUGAGGAGAAAGCACAAAAGCCAUAUACAUCGGGACUUGAUGAAGAUGUUGAUGACAAAAAGCCAGCUCGAAGAGGAAGGCCUUCGAAAAAACUUACAGCACUCUCAAAGGAAGCUAGUAAACCACUUAAAAAGGAGGAAGAAGAAGCAUCUGAUGAACAAUCAGAGACUGAAAACAAAUUGGACAAGGCUGAAGGAAGAACACCUAGAAAAGGAAGGCAGACCGGUCAAAAAUCCACUCCAGUGAAGGAUGCAAGCAAGCCAUUAAAGAGUGAAAAGGAAAAUAAAGAACAGGGCUUGGAUAACUCAGAGGAGGAGGAAAAACUGGAAAAAGUACACGAGGGCGAAAGGCAGAAAAGGAGAAUCUCUCAGACUGCUUUAACUCCUCUCGGGGAAAUAAGUAAAAGAAGUAAGGAAGAGGAGAGUCCUGUGCAGAGCACAGAUCAGAAAUCUGAAAGUGAAGAAGAAACUGAGACAGUCAAAGAGCCAAAAGUUCUGCGGAGAGGAAGGUCGUCAAGAAACCACGCCCCUCCUCUCAAGGAAACAAGAACUUCAUCCCAAGAAGUAGAUGAGGAAGAAGGAGAGAAUUCAGAAGAGAAGCCAGCGAAGAUUGAGAAGCCUCCUGUUCGCAGAGGAAGACGUCCUGCUGCCCAGCUGAAAGACGCUAACAAAGGUAAGGAGCAGAAGAAAGAUGAUGAUGAAAAAACAGAAAAUAGUUCUGAAGAAAAGCAAGAUGAGAAGGAUGAAGAAGAGAAAACUCCGCAGCGGAGACCUGGGCGCCGUGGAAGGAAACCCAAGUCUCAGACAUCCACCCCACAGCAAGCAGAUAAACAGUCAAAGGACCAGAGUGAGGAAAAGGAAGGUGAAGAAAGCUCUGAAGCAGACUUGAAAGAUGACGAAGAGCCUGAUAAUGAAGAUAAAGGUGCCAUAAAGGGGAAAGGAAAAUGUCCGCCUAAGCAAUCCAGAGGUAAGCCUGCUACAAAGAGAAAGAGGGCAGAAGAAAAUGAGGACUCUGAUGAAGGAGAACCUGAAGAAGCCGAAGAGAAGAACGCUGCCCUAAUGAGGCGAAUGCCAAAACGAGCUCGAGAUGACAGUUGCAGUCCUUUGGAAGAUCAGGAGGAUGGAAAAGGAGAUGAAAACUUACAUGAAUCAAAAGCUGAAAAUGAUGAAGACAAAGGGAAAUCAUUGGAGAAGAAAGUAGUUCGGAGAGGAAGGCCUUGCAAAGUGAUUGCAGCUGUGUCUGAAGAGCCAGAAAAACAAGAAUCUGACAAGAAAACCAAAAAGACUGAUGAAAAAGAGGAAGAACAGGUGGAUGAGGAUGAUGAGGAUGAAGAAGAAACUCAGAUACGAGCGACAACGCGGUCUGCAUCACGCCUGGAAGCUGAGAGGAUUGAUCAUCAGGGGGUCUACUCUGAAAGUAACAGAAACAAGCCCACAAAGCCUUCCACACGUGCAUUCAGUAAGUUGAGCAGCCCAGAUCCAGGCUCAGCACGUGACAAACGGUCUUCGUCUGGAAAGGAGGACACCACAUCCACAACACGUUCAAGAACCCAGCUUUCUCCUGCCGCCAAACUUGGACGCAAGCCUGAAGUCAGCCCUCCUGCAGUCCGCACUCGAGGGGGCCAAAGAACAGAGGAGCCAGCAGCCAAAAGGACAAAACGAACUUGAAAGUGACAUGUGCCAUAUUUGAGAUGUAAAUCUACAUAUUUUCCAUUUUUUAUGCAGUAUAAGUUUGUAUAUAUCCAGUAUUAUAAAAUAUGAGGCUUAUAAACACUAGAAAAACCUUAUGCAUUUAGGAUUUCUGUGAUUGUAAGGAUGUCAGUUUAAAAAAAAACAUUUUAAUGAUAUAUUGAUAGUGAAGUAACUUUGUUCUGGGUCACUUUUUCACAAGAUUGAUUUUUUUAUUGUAACAAAAGUCUUUUUAUUUGGUUAAACGUGCUUACACGCAUUAGAUUCUUCAAAAUGUUCAUACUUGACCAGAAUCGUAGUAAGAAUUGACCACUAUUUUGGUGUAAAAGAUUAGUGCUUAGAAUAUAGGUAUGGAGCUCGUCCCUUUUAAUAAUAAAUAGAUGCACACUUUUAGAAUCUGCUUGAAAUAUACUUUUUAUUUUACAUUUUCAACAUGUUAAAACCAUUAUUAAUUUCCAAUUUGACAAUGUUCACAUUCUAUGAAUGUUAGUAGAAAGCGUGCAUGUUCUUUUUUUUUUACUUAUGAUCCGGUAUGUCUAUAUUGUCAUUGUAAAUUGUAAAUUUCAUUAUCUUUAUUUGCUGAAAAUAGUUUUAGUAUUUUUAUUUAUAUUUUCUAUUCCAUCGUUCCUUGGAUUGAUACAAACUCUUAAACACCAUGCUGCACUAGGAAGCAUUAUAAGUAAUUUCUGCACUCCAUAUUUGUUAAACAAAAAAAUAAUAAAUCCAAUAUUAGGCAUUAAA
Molecule: messenger RNA, 7570 nt
Organism: Lepisosteus oculatus (spotted gar)
Lineage: Eukaryota; Metazoa; Chordata; Actinopteri; Semionotiformes; Lepisosteidae
Gene: bod1l1
Product: biorientation of chromosomes in cell division 1-like 1
Source: RefSeq, a predicted model, not a curated record